ACAAGCACGCGGGGUUUUGUUAUUUUUUUUUUUUUAGAUGAAGUAACUGCUGUAUUUCCUCAUUGGAAGUCGUCUUUCAGAAAUAGCGGCUCCCGUAAGACUCAAAACCCGUUCCUACAGUAGAAAGGCUUGAGUCCAGAAGGCGGAGGUCACGGAACGGAAUUGGCGGGAGAAUAAGAUCCGGAGCCCCGGAGCUGAGGCUACCAGGACGUAAAGUUUACGGACACGGGAGUAAUGUAAAGAUUCUUGUUCUCCCAAAAGCUACCAAGAGCAAAACAUCAACAGUACCACCGUGGUUACAGAAGACAUCUGGGGAGAAAGAGAAUCUUCCUCGAACUUAAGGAAGCUGGUGGCAUCCAAUGGCUCCUGUGAAGAUCAGCCAUGUGGUGUCAUUUUCCUCUCAGGAUCCCAAAUAUCCUGUGGAGAACUUGCUGAACCCAGACAGUCACAGGGGACCCUGGCUCAGCUGCCCUCAGGACAAGACUGGACAACUGAAAGUGGAGUUUCAGCUGGAGAGGGCAGUGCCCAUAAGCUAUAUUGAUGUUGGGAACUGUGGCUGUGCUUUCCUACAGAUUGAUGUGGGUCGUUCUUCCUGGCCCCUGGACAGACCUUUCGUCACCCUGCUCCCUGCCACCAUGCUAAUGUCCCUCACUGACUCCAAGUCGGGGAAGAACCGCUCAGGGGUCCGGAUGUUUAAAGAUGAUGAUUUCCUGACUCCAGCCUCAGGAGAGUCCUGGGAUCGACUUCGAUUGACCUGCUCCCAACCUUUCACACGUCAUCAGUCCUUUGGCCUGGCCUUCCUACGAGUACGUUCCUCUCUGGGCUCUCAGGCUGACCCUGUAGUAGAUCCCUCAGCCCCUGGGAGCUCUGGGCUUAACCAGAACUCUACAGAUGUGCUGGAGUCUGAUCCUAGCCCCUGGCUGACUAAUCCUUCUAUCCGGAGGACAUUCUUCCCAGAUCCCCAGACGAGCACCAAGGAAAUUUCAGAGCUCAAGGGUAUGUUGAAGCAGUUGCAGCCAGGGCCCCUGGGGCGGGCGGCCCGCAUGGUGCUUUCUGCUGCCCGUAAGGCCCCUCCAGCCAGUAUGGUAAGCCCAAACAACAGCCACGGAGAACCAGGUCCCAGCCAUGCAGAGAGUGCAGAGCCCAGAGCAGAAGAACCAAACAGGAAGACGGCUGUGGGCAGAAGGAAGAGGAGGAAAGUGCAGGAGCCAAGGAGAUCGUUGUCCAACUCAAGUUCUCAGCCAAAUAGGGGGACAGGAAGGACAAGACAAAGACAGCACCGACCUCAGACCAAAAGUGAUGACGGUGGUGUGCAGGCUACUGGACAGUGCCCUAUUUGUUCAGGUUUCUUCAGUAUUGAGACUCUUCCCCAGCAUGCUGCAGCCUGUGGAGAGAGCCCCCCACCCCAGCCAGCUUCUCCUCCCUCCUUGUCUUCCUCGGAGUCAGUGCUGUGGCUGUCCUCCCCAGAGAGCUCGCCACCGCCUUCCUGGGUCCAGUGCCCUAUCUGUGAAUUACAGUUCUCAGCAAGAGAAAUAGAAGAACAUGCCAGCGCAUGUGGGGAAGUUUUUCCAGCCUGAACAAUGACGUUCUGUUGACCCUUUAUGUUGGAGGCUGGGGGAUGGAUCUCUGGUGGCUAAGAAGGGUUGGUUCCCCUCCCUCCAGCUGUUACGCAGGACUCCGCCUGCCUGAGAACACUGUGGACCCAGCUUGCUCCCCAUUCCUGUUGUCAAGGCUUUGUCACUAUGGUACCCAAUUCUCAAAGGAUAUUUUCCCCUUAGAACUUCUUUGGUAGAAUUGUUGAUCUCCCCAAGGCCUUAGGAUACUAUCUAGAAUGUGUUACCUAAUGCCCAUUUUCCUGAAUGGAAAACUGAGGCUCAGUCAGAGGGAAAUAUUGGCUGGAAAUUAUAAAGUUAUGAUGUUCUGGGAAGAUGAGUGAGUCUUGAGCGUGAAACUGACGAGUUCCACAUGACCUUGACCUUCUUCUGUGUUCUUCAUGGGUAUCUGUCUCAGAUGUGGUCAGAUGACUCUGAAACUUUCCACUUUACUUAUCAUGGGUGUGAAAUGGAUCUUCAGUAACAUGGAAACCCUUCCUCUUCCUACUCACAUGGUUCUCAAGGGAGCCAGAGAGAUUCCUUUCUAAGGAGUAGAUGAUUCUGGGCAUGGCUUAUAAAGGUUUGAGCAAAUCUCAUUCUAACUAUUUGAGAUAGUUGGAUCACAGUGUCUCCCCUGGAGCUGUGGUAGAUUCUGCUUUGAAGAAUUGUGCAGACUUCCCUUUUUCCCCAGGAGAUGUCAUCAUGUGGCACUAACACCCAUUCCCCUUGUCCCCAAGGUACGAGGCAGGGAGUGAGCAGCUGGUCCUGAUGAAGGGAGGGUGCAGGGUGGGGCUUUGGGUAGAAAUAAAAGAGGAUGCUAGGCACAGUCAAGGGAGAGGCAGAGCUGGAGUUCAAGCAUUCAGCCCCUGCCCACAGAGGUGGGUACAGCCAUGGACCCCCUCUCGGUAAGAGACCCCUGCUUUCCUCCCCUCUUCAUCCCAAUCCCCGGGGAUGCAGGGACAACCUGCUGCCAGACAAGUAUGGGAUGCUGCUGCUGGUGGGAGAGCCCUCGGAUCCCUGAUCCAGGGCCUAGAAGAAAAGAGCAAAGGGCUGGGCCUGGUAGAACAGGACCAAACAGCACUGAGGAGGAGAGAUGCUCCCCAAAGUAGAAGGCAGAGUGAGAGCGGGUGGUGCAAGGGAACAUCUUAAGGUCCUGCUAGAGCCCUCUGCAUAGACAAAGGGUUUAGGGAAAGCCCAGCUUGAAGACCCUCCAUGUGUGUGUGUGUGUGUGUGUGAACUUGUCCUUCAGAGAGAGAAACAGCUAGAAGAUCAAACCAGCAAGCUGGGAUCCCAUUCUUGCCAGAUUCUGUGUGCUUGUGUGUAGGUUAGGUGCCUACUGUGGCCCCGACCACCUACUCUAAUCACCUCUUCAGGGACCUGACACUGGGCCCUGCUAUGUGGGAUUUUUAUAAGAGUGGAAGUGAGCAGAGUAAACACUCCCCACACUAGCUUUUCCUACAUGAAUCUACAUAAUAAAAUGGUGAACAAGACAGUA
Molecule: messenger RNA, 3087 nt
Organism: Mus caroli (Ryukyu mouse)
Lineage: Eukaryota; Metazoa; Chordata; Mammalia; Rodentia; Muridae
Gene: Xndc1n
Product: XRCC1 N-terminal domain containing 1, N-terminal like
Biological process (GO): base-excision repair; single strand break repair
Cellular component (GO): nucleus
Molecular function (GO): damaged DNA binding
Source: RefSeq, a predicted model, not a curated record